CAUUUUGACAUCAAACCUGUUCCAAAAACGUCUACCAAAACAAUGGCUCCAAGAAACAAAUGUAGUCGGUCAACAAACAAAUCAAUUAAGAUACAACCAGUUGCUCGGAAGGAGAUGAAGAAAACAACAAAACCGCUUCAAGAAAUUGUUUAUAUUUCUUCCAGUACAAGUGGUCAUCAAGUGUCUCAGCAAAAAAAUGACAACGAGAAAUAUUAUAAUAUCUCAGAUGCAUCAUCUCCCAUGAAAUUGGAUGGAAGUAGAAUUCAUAAGGAUUUGGAACAAGCUAGUGCCAAGGAUCCACUAAUAGAGACUUUCAAUAGCUUAGCGAGAAUGAUAGUGGAUAGAUAUCCCAAAUGGAAGUUCGCGAUUUCUCCAUCAGGACUUCAAAUAUUAAUUGAUAAUAACCAGCAAAGUUCUUCAACUAAUUCACAUCCUUCAGCAGUGGAUUGUCAAAAUGAAAGUAGAAGGAGGUUGAUCGAUCAUUAUGAAGAAGAUAAUGAUUAUUAUAUAAAUUUUCAACCAAUGCCUCCAUAUAUGAUUGAUGGAAGGAUUAUUGGUGUUCAAAUGCCAAAAAAAAUUCCUAUCAUAUUUAGACCUCCUUCCAAUAUGAAACUAGACGCAGAUGAUACAUAUUUUGCAGCGUAUAUAUUCAUGCGCGACGAAGAUAAUCUUCACGGAAACGAAAUUCUUGUCAAAUGCAAAUCUUUCGUUGGAGAUAGGAAAACAUUAAAGACCCUUACGCCCAAUGAUUGGUUGGAUCAAGAGGUUAUUAAUUUGAUGGUUUGUAAGCUUAGAUUCUUUGAGAGCUUAUCGGCUCAAAAGUCAACAGUCAUGGAAUAUAACACUUGGUACUUGCCAACUACAUUUGCGCAAUAUGCACUUAGUAAGGGUUAUAUGCAUACAAAAGCAAUGGAUUUCAUCAAGGAAGAAUUUAUGGGAAAUUUGAAGUUUCUUCAAAAGAUUUUUAUUCCUAUCAACGACAAUAACGAUCAUUGGUACCUACUUGUAGUUGACAUAUAUGAAAGGAAGUUGUUAAUAUUAGAUUCCUUACCAUGUGUUGCAAGAGACAAGCACAGAAAGCUACAAGUGCAUAGACUGGCAAUAUACUUAGAUGAGUUAAAUGAUGACGAUAAAUUUAUAUAUAAACAUGUCAUAUCAGACUUUCCUAUCGUUGUGCCUAAAAAUCUUGGUCGUCAAGAACAUGGAUCUGGUGACUGUGGAGUUUGGGUUUGCAAAUGGAUGAAAGAUUGCGGAUAUUCAAAUGAUUAUCAUGAAGUACAAGUUAACCCGAGUACAAGAAUGCAGAUUGCACUUAAUUUGGUUAAUUGUUGUUACAAUGAGUUGAAGGAGGAUAUAUUUCGAAAAGCAGUUCAACAUUGGGAUGCUAGUAUGGCAAAACCUUGAAGAGUUUUUUUGAUUUUAAAUGUUUUUAGGUUCUUUAUUUUUUAUUUAUAGAUUUUGAUUUUUAUAUUUUUUUAGUUGGCGUUUAUCACUAUUAUGGAUUUGUAAAUUUAUAAACUUUAUUAUUCGCAAGUUUAUACUUUAUUAAUUAAUAAUUAUUUUUUCUUUUUAUUAUUAUUGAAAGUGUGAA
Cajanus cajan (pigeon pea) is the source of this 1591-nucleotide messenger RNA. Lineage: Eukaryota; Viridiplantae; Streptophyta; Magnoliopsida; Fabales; Fabaceae. The record is from RefSeq and is a predicted model, not a curated record.